ACAACCGCCGCGCUCCACAGCUGAACGUGAGUCAUUUCCGCUGGCAGUUAUUGUUGCUUAUUGCUGCUGUCGGGACGGAAGAGUGGUGUCAGGUGCCUGAACUGUAAACAGUAGUGGGAGAUGGCUGCAAAUGGAGCGGAAUGUGAGCAGCCGCAGAAAAGACUAGGGCCUAAAGACAAGCAGAACGGCAGCUCUACAGAUUCAUCUCUGAGAGAGAGAAAGCAGCAGGACCGAGAAGAGCGUCUCUCUUUAGUGUUGUGGAAAAGGCCUUUUAUCACACUACAGUAUUUCUUCCUAGAAACCAUCAUUACUCUUAAAGAAUGGACAUGGAAGCUUUGGCAGAGAAGAGGUGUGGUAUUUCUGACAGUAGUCCUUUUUUCACUUUUCUCACUGGCUUAUUCAAUAGAAGGAGCACAUCAGGAGUAUGUGCAGCACCUGGAGAAGAAGUUCCUAUGGUGUGCCUACUGGGUAGGCCUGGGUAUUUUGUCUUCGGUUGGUCUCGGCACUGGACUACAUACGUUUCUCCUGUACCUGGGUCCACACAUAGCUUCUGUCACCUUGGCUGCGUAUGAAUGUGGCUCUGUGAACUUCCCCGAGCCACCGUAUCCAGCACAGAUCGUGUGUCCGGAGGACGAGGCCCUGCAGGAGAGCAUCUCACUGUGGACCAUCAUGUCCAAAGUUCGCCUGGAGGCCUGCAUGUGGGGUGCGGGCACAGCCAUUGGUGAGCUGCCUCCGUACUUUAUGGCUCGAGCGGCACGAAUGUCUGGAGCAGAUCCUGAUGAUGAGGAUUAUGAAGAAUUCGAGGAGAUGCUGGAGCAGGCACAGAGCGCACAGGAUUUUGCAUCAAGAGCCAAACUUGCAGUGCAAAACAUGGUGCAGAAAGUGGGAUUUUUUGGAAUUCUGGCUUGUGCCUCUAUCCCGAAUCCCCUGUUUGACCUGGCUGGAAUCACCUGUGGUCACUUUCUGAUUCCCUUCUGGACCUUCUUCGGAGCAACUCUUAUCGGAAAGGCCAUUAUAAAGAUGCACAUUCAGAAACUGUUUGUUAUCAUUACGUUCAGCAAGCACAUAGUGGAGCAGAUGGUGUCUCUGAUCGGUGUCGUUCCUGGAGUCGGAGCAUCUCUUCAGAAGCCUUUCAGGGAAUAUUUGGAGGCCCAGAGAACCAAGCUUCACAACCCAGCAGGCAAUGGAGCAGCAGCAGGUGAAAGCUGGCUCUCGUGGGUGUUUGAGAAAGUGGUGCUGGUGAUGGUGUGCUACUUCAUCCUGUCCAUCAUCAACUCCAUGGCACAGAGCUACGCCAAACGUCUCCAGCAGAAGAAAUACUCAGAGGAGAAAACUAAAUGACGGACUCACAGAAAAGCAUCUCACGCUCCUCCUUUGGAACCUACAAAAUAUUUAAGCUAAAACUGCUACAUGAGCACUGAUUUCUGUGCGCUUCUGUAUGUUAACCUUCAUCCAGAUCCCUUUAGUUCAGUCCCUCUUCAUUUGUCUGUAGUUUGCUCGGCUAUUUAAAAAAGAAAAUCACAUUUAACUUUUGGAGCGUUUUUGUCUUUAAACUACCGAGGCAGUCUAGAUGACUGGCUGUGUGUGUGGACUCAUAUAUUUGUUGCAAUGCCUUAUGCAACAUUCGGAGGUCAUGCUUCCAUUGAAGUGAAUACAGUUCUUAAUCAAUAGAUUGAUUUAUUUAAUUUCUAACAUACAGGUAUGGAUGGGCAGGGUCUGCUUUUUUCUGAGGUUUCGUGAUUGGAAUUUUCAGGGAUGUUUUUUUUAAAUGGAUAUUGAUGUCAUUUUUUGUAUUUCUUUAACUGUUCGAAGAGGAGAGCAAUAUCAACUCGGAUCAUGGUGGUUUCUCAAUAGUUUGCACAUCUUGUAAGUUAUGGUUGGACUAGACACGCACAUGAUGUUUAUUCUCUUAAACUUAAAUCUUAAACCAAAAUGUCACAAACUUAGUGGAUGUAACUUUUAACCCAAGAAAAUGACAUGCUGUUUGCAUUUGUUUGUGCGUUUGGACCUUUGACUUUUGAACUAAAACCAUAAAUUGAUCCAUCCUUUUAUUUUCUUAUUUGGGCUGAAAUAUUUGUGUAGCUAACUGAAAUACUUAAUUUUUUCUUUCUCAGAAAUAUUGUUGCGUUUGUUUGACAUUAAAUUGAUUAAUACA
Molecule: messenger RNA, 2155 nt
Organism: Danio aesculapii
Lineage: Eukaryota; Metazoa; Chordata; Actinopteri; Cypriniformes; Danionidae
Gene: vmp1
Product: vacuole membrane protein 1
Exons: 12
Coding region: 121-1341 (406 amino acids)
Biological process (GO): Golgi organization; autophagy
Cellular component (GO): endoplasmic reticulum; endomembrane system; membrane
Source: RefSeq, a predicted model, not a curated record